UGGUUCUCCUCUCCUACUUUUCUUUCCCUUCAGAUACCAGCAUAUCCGCAUUGGUCCCCAUAUCUAAAAGCAGUGGAGAAUGGUAUUUUAGAAAUAUUAAGCACAAAAAUAGUGAAGCCAUCGCAAAACCCGGAGGAUGAGAAAUUAAUGAAGUCAGCGCGGUAUCUAGCAAAAAUCGAGUACGACUGGUUGGCAACAGUUAUCGAACGGUGCACCUUCCUACUUUUUCUUCUUGUCUUCCUUUUCGUGUCGCUUGGAAUCAAUUUUGUCGGAUUCAUACACUGGACAUACUCGGAACCACCCGCACAUGCAGUGCCAGUAUUCUUGCACUCUGGGCUUUAGCG
Molecule: messenger RNA, 344 nt
Organism: Strongylus vulgaris
Lineage: Eukaryota; Metazoa; Nematoda; Chromadorea; Rhabditida; Strongylidae
Source: the annotation of a GenBank genome assembly